UACAAGAUUUUGAGAGAGAAACUUUCUGUGCUGCCUAUUAGCAAACGUGGUGGAAUUUUUUUGGUUUAAGAGAGAAAGAGAGAGGAUCUUAUUGAGAGAAAGCACAGAGGGCUUGUCUCAAAUUUAAUUAUCAAGUGUAUUAUAUAAAUUAAAGGUUUGGUUCCAUUUGGUUAAAUUUGUUGUUGUCUGAAAUUGGUGUUUGAAGAUUAAUGUCUCUUUUUGCUGCAUAUUCCAUCUGUAAAGUUGCCAAGGAUGCAGCUGGAGUUGCAGGGAACAUUUUUGCUUUUGGGUUAUUUGUAUCUCCCAUACCCACAUUUAGGAGAAUUAUCAGAAAUGGGUCAACAGAAAUGUUCUCAGGGUUGCCAUAUAUUUAUUCACUGAUGAACUGCUUGAUCUGCAUGUGGUAUGGCACACCUGUGAUAUCACCUGAUAAUUUGUUGGUCACCACUGUUAAUUCAUUUGGAGCAGUCUUUCAGUUUGUGUACAUAAUCCUCUUUGUGAUGUAUGCUGAGAAAGCAAAUAAGGUGAGGAUAUUUGGAUUAUUGCUGGCAGUUUUUGGCACAUUUGCAAUCAUAUUAAUUGGAAGCUUGCAAAUAGAUGACAUUAUAAUGCGCCGGCUCUUUGUGGGUUUCUUAAGUUGUGCUUCUCUCAUUUCAAUGUUUGCCUCUCCUUUGUUUAUAAUUAAAUUGGUCAUUCAGACAAAGAGCGUUGAAUUUAUGCCAUUUUGUCUCUCACUUUCUACCUUCCUAAUGAGCACCUCUUUCCUUCUUUAUGGAUUACUAAACGAUGAUGUCUUCAUUUAUGUGCCAAAUGGGAUCGGAACCGUUUUGGGCAUGAUACAGUUGAUAUUGUACUUUUAUUACCAGAGUAAAUCUAGAGAAGACUCCAGAGAACCGUUGAUAGUGUCAUAUGCAUGAUCAGUUCUGCUGAAAAAAUGAAGGUGCAAUUACUGUUGCUUCCUUGAGAGUGACCAUAAGUUGAGACAAUGAAUAACUUCAAAUUGUACGUAUGUUUAUCCAUUUAUUGGAGAGGUGAACCAUGCUUCAAAAUGGGAUUAUGGCAAGAUAGGCAUAUUACACCAUUCCUUGAGUUUUUGGUGGCAGUCUAAGCUGGACUUUCUUGCAUUGAGGUUAUUUCCAAGUUCAAAUGUAGACAGAUAUAUAUAUAUAUACAUCAUUCGAGAGACAUGUAUUAUUUAUUUAAUUCUGAUGCUCCAUCUUGAUUUGACUAGUGAUUAUCUCACAAAUUCCAAGAGUGGAUAUAAAUAUCAUGCAUUGACUUGGUUUGCCUCUGGGUUGGUCACCAAAUAGCUAUUGGGUCAUUGUUUACCAUUGUGACAUUGUCAUUAGUUGCCUUAUUGGAUGGUGUAAAUAGGAAGAGUCAAUAUAUAUGCAAAAAGGACCUUCUUAGUGUUCAGUGCAGAUCUUGUAACUAAGCUUCAUGAGCUCUCUAAUUGUAUUUUUCUAAUAUUA
Molecule: messenger RNA, 1472 nt
Organism: Gastrolobium bilobum
Lineage: Eukaryota; Viridiplantae; Streptophyta; Magnoliopsida; Fabales; Fabaceae
Product: bidirectional sugar transporter SWEET2-like
Exons: 7
Coding region: 210-917 (235 amino acids)
Biological process (GO): carbohydrate transport
Cellular component (GO): membrane
Molecular function (GO): sugar transmembrane transporter activity
Source: RefSeq, a predicted model, not a curated record